Molecule: messenger RNA, 3332 nt
Organism: Physella acuta
Lineage: Eukaryota; Metazoa; Mollusca; Gastropoda; Physidae
Product: transmembrane 9 superfamily member 1
Biological process (GO): protein localization to membrane
Cellular component (GO): membrane
Source: RefSeq, a predicted model, not a curated record
UUUACCAAUGUUGUUUCAAGAUGGCGACGGUUUGGAAGUUGAUUGCGUUGGCACUUGUAGUGGAGACUUCACUUGUUGUAUCAUCCUCUUACAAAGAAGGAGACAAGGUGCCUGUUUAUGUGAACAAAGUGGGUCCAUACUUCAAUCCUCAUGAAACGUACCACUACUACCAGUUGCCAGUAUGCCGACCAGAAAAGAUUGAACACAAGAGUUUAACACUUGGAGAGGUGUUGGAUGGUGACAGAAUGGCACUUUCCCUGUAUGAUGUCAAUUACAGAACUGACAUACCAACUAAGAAAGAGCUAUGUAAAGUGAAAUAUGGGGAAUCUGAAUUAGAAAUGCUGCGGAAUGCAAUUGAAGAUCUCUAUUACUUUGAGUUCGUCUUGGAUGAUAUUCCUAUCCGUGGUUUUAUUGGCCAUUUAGAAGAAGGAGGUUUUCUGCCCCACAACCACAAGAUAUACCUCUGGGUCCACUUGCAUUUUAACAUUGAAUACAAUCAAGAUCACAUCAUUUAUGCCAAUGUUACAACUAAAGAGCAGCUACCUAUAUCACUUGAUGGUGCUGCCACACCUUUGGAGGUAGCAUUUACCUACACAGUCAAAUGGGUUCAAACAGACCUCAGCUAUGACCAAAGAGGAACAAGGAUCAGAGACAACUCAUUUUUUCCUAAAAAUUUAGAGAUCCAUUGGCUGUCAAUCAUAAAUUCUCUUGUGUUGGUCUUCCUUCUAAUUGGAUUUGUGGUCAUAAUAAUGACUCGAGUCCUGAAGAGUGACUUUGCCCGCUACAACAUUGAAGACGAAGAAGAUGCUGAUGAUCUUGAUUCUGAUGACAAUGGCUGGAAGAUAAUCAGGACAGAUGUUUUCCGUUUUCCUCCAAACAAGAAUCUUUUCUGUGCAAUUUUGGGUGUUGGUACCCAGUUCCUGGCCCUUGCAACUGGUAUUUUGUUGAUGGCCUUGGCUGGCAUGUUCAAUGUGCAUCGUCAUGGUGCUAUCAAUGCAGCAGCUGUUGUUUUGUAUGCAUUCACAUCAAGUAUUAGUGGCUAUGUGGCUGCCAAUAUGUUUAAAAAGAUGGGAGGAGAAAACUGGGUGUGGAACAUCAACCUGACAUCUGCGUUAUUUGCUGUGCCAUUUUUCCUGGUGUGGGCCGUGAUAAACUCAGUGGCUUGGGCUUACGGUACCACAAGGGCUCUGCCUGCUACUACAGUGAUCCUGCUUAUGGCGCUCUGGCUCUUCAUUGGAUACCCCCUGACAGUAUUAGGUGGAAUAUUUGGCAAAAACUAUGCAGGCAGUUUUGAUGCUCCUUGCAGGACAAAAAAUAUUUCCAGAGAAAUUCCUAGCGUGCCUUGGUACAGAUCUGCUCUUGCUCACUGUGCAAUUGGAGGAUUCCUGCCCUUUAGUGCAAUAUCAGUUGAGCUGUACUAUAUUUUUGCCACUCUGUGGGGACGUGAGCAGUACACCUUGUUUGGCAUCCUCUUCAUCGUGUAUGGCAUCCUCCUCAGUGUUACUGCUUGUAUUUCCAUAGCGCUCACCUACUUCCAGCUGUCAGCAGAAGACUAUCGCUGGUGGUGGCGGUCAAUAUUCAGUGCAGGAUCAACUGGCAUCUUUGUGUUCCUCUACGCACUCUUCUACUAUUACAAGCGGUCCAACAUGUCAGGACUGCUGCAGACGCUUGAAUUCCUGGGCUACACAGCCUUGACCUGCUACGUCUUCUUUCUCAUGCUGGCCACAGUCUCAUUUUUUGCCUCACUUAAGUUUGUCCGAUAUAUCUAUGUCAACAUAAAGAUGGACUAAACACCAUGUUGCUACAUGUUUUUUAGCUAGAAACAUCCCAAGCUGUUGCAGCUUUGAUAAAGUUUAAGUUUAAAAGAUGAGAAAGAGUGUUGGAAUAAGUUUUUCUUGGACUUUUUGAGGGUGUAUCUGUAGCUCAGAUUUUUUUUUGCAACCAUUGACAUAUGUUGCUGGUAUUUGAAAACUGUGGGAUAAUAUAACAGGAUCUUUAGAUAUUUUUUUUUCCUUUCCCAGUUUUUUCUUUUGCUCCCUGCAGUUCAGAAAUUACUUUUUAUUUGUACAUAGAAAAUUAAAUUAAAACAGACUAACAGGCAUGACAAUAUACAAAGUUCUUUGAAACAGGCAAGUGUGUGAAACAUAACCUGUUGCCCUUCAAUUACAGUAACAGUGGCUGCCUCAGUAAAUAUUGUGUGGCUUGUGAAUGAGUUUGUUUCAACCUGUGUUUGGAUGUGUUACGACUGACAACACCAUUAUUAGAUGUGAUAUUUGUUGUCGAACAUUGAGAAACAUCUAACACUUCCUCUUAUGACAAACUAGUUAGAGGAACAGCUGUGAUUUUUUUUUAACAACUUAUUAUUCAAUGUAUGUUUGGCAUCUUGAAAACCAUGGGUUUUUCUGAUUUUGCUUGAGGGAUUUUUUUAAAUAUUUUUUUUACUAAUAAUGUGGUUUCUGAAAGUAUAAAUUUGGAAAAUCAGUUCAUGUGAGACUAUUUCUAUUUAUAACAUGCUGCCAAUGUUUUGUAUAUAACUCAUAAAUAACAUGCUCUGUUGUGUAUUAAAUAUCAAUUUUUACAAUUUGAUGUCAUAAGUGCUAAUGCUUCACAAACUAUCUCCACCACUUAAAUGAUAGUUUUAAUUAAAAAUUUCUCUUACAGGUUUCUAAUAAAUCUUUUUAGUCUGGAUUUUUUUUACAUUAAUCUUUCAAAUAUAUUUACUUCAAUAAUUCUAUAAAUUCAACCAUUCAGUAACUGGUCAAAUGAGAAGUACUAUCUUGAAAUGUCUAUUUUACAUUUGUUAUCCGUUGUUGUUCACCCUAAGACUGAGUGAUCUCUUCUGAUUAGUUAAACCUUGGUAGCCUAACAGGCUUCCAUAGGAUUAGUUUUAGUAAUCUUCUGAUAUCACUCCCACAUUGGAAGUGUGUCCGUUUUGUCUGUUCUGUUCUAUGUCAUUCUUAUCACAUCUCAUGCAGGGUCAUUUUUGUUUUUAUCAUUGACAUUGUGUCUAAACGAAGGGAUGAAAGACUAGGUGUUUGACUAAUUAUAAGUACCAUACACGCAGUGGGGGUGGGCUGGUGUUACAUGUCAUCAUUCCAGUGUGUCUUGUGUUGCUCAUUGUUGCCAGGCUCAUGAGACUAGAAUAACAAGGGCUAGCAUAUUUUACUAACAGGGUAGAAUAUUCAGUAGUAUUAGUGUAAUUAAUAGUGGGAUUAUCAUUCCCAAGGUAUUCCCUGGGGUGUAGUAAAUUAAGUGAUAAAUAUAAAUGUGAGUAUAAAGAUAUAUAUAAGAUUUACUUUUUAAUUGCCUGAUUUGCAAGUUGAAUGAGGUUA